Solanum tuberosum (potato) is the source of this 687-nucleotide messenger RNA. Its product is annotated as pathogenesis-related protein STH-2-like. Gene Ontology annotation, biological process: defense response; abscisic acid-activated signaling pathway. The record is from RefSeq and is a predicted model, not a curated record. Gene Ontology annotation, molecular function: abscisic acid binding; signaling receptor activity; protein phosphatase inhibitor activity. Gene Ontology annotation, cellular component: cytoplasm; nucleus. Lineage: Eukaryota; Viridiplantae; Streptophyta; Magnoliopsida; Solanales; Solanaceae. The transcript is spliced from 2 exons. The coding region runs from base 67 to 543 and encodes 158 amino acids.
CUCAAUAACUAUAAUAAUCUUUUUUUAUCAUUUUUUAAAAUUUUUCAGACAAAAAUAAUAUUAAUUAUGGGUGUUACUACAUAUACCCAAGAUAUUGUAGCACAAGUUGAUGCAAAUAGGAUUUUCAAGGCUUUGGUUCUUGAUGCAGAUAAUAUUAUACCAAAAUUGAUGUCACAAGCUGUUAAAAAUAUUGAAACUAUUGAAGAUCAUGAUGAAAGCAUCAAGAAGAUGAACUUUGUUGAAGGAUAUCCAAUAAAGUACUUAAAACACAAGAUCCAUUUCAUUGACAACAAGAACAUGGUAAUAAAAUAUUCAUUAAUUGAAGGAGAAGUUCUUGGAGAAAAUUUGGAACAUAUUUCCUAUUAUGUUAGAUUUGAAGAAUGUGAAAAUGGAGGGUGCAUUUGCAAGACAAUAAGUGAGUAUCAUACAAAUGGUAAUUGUAUAGUCAAAGAAGAAGAAAUCAAAGAAGAUAGAGACAAAGCUAUUGAACUUUUCAAACUUGUUGAAGCAUAUCUUCUUGCUAAUCCUUUUGCCUAUGUUUAAUUAAUGGUUUUAAUUUAUUAACUUUUCAAGAGUUACAACUUUAAUUUUUGGAUUUUUGGCUUUGAAGUUGAGUAAUGCAUGUGCAUGUGUUGUGUUAUGUUGUUGAACACAUAAUUAAUUAAAUUAGAGUUUCUUUUUCUAAGA